AUGGUUUGGAGAGAGGAAUUUGAACAAAAAAUUAUGGAGACCCCAGUUUUGGAUGGUAUCAUCUCAAAGAGGCCGCUGAGAAAGAAAGCAGGUUCCAGGAAUUAUGAUGAGAAUUUGAUGGAUGAGUUUAUAGAGACGCAUUUGGGUGCUUCUUUGAGGAAAAGGAAUAGAACGAAGGAGGAUUUGGAGAAAGAAACUGAAACUGAGGCCAUGAUAGCACUCUCUCUUGGCUUUCCUAUAGAUGCGUUGCUUGAAGAGGAAAUCAAAGCUGGGGUUGUGAGUGAAUUAGGUGGGAAAGAGCAAAACGAUUAUAUUGUUGUGAGGAACCAUAUACUUGCUAAGUGGAGGGAUAAUGUCCGGAUUUGGCUUUCGAAAGAACAUAUAAAGGAAACUGUGAGUGGUGAAUAUGAACAUUUAUUAUCUUCUGCUUAUGACUUUCUUUUGUAUAAUGGAUACAUAAAUUUUGGAGUUUCUCCGCCGUUCACGGCUCUGAUUCCUGAGGAGGCCAGUGAAGGUUCUGUAAUAAUUGUUGGUGCAGGACUUGCUGGGUUAGCAGCAGCUAGGCAGCUGUUGUCAUUUAGGUUCAAGGUUGUUGUCCUUGAAGGCCGGAACCGACCUGGGGGGAGGGUUUACACUCAGAAGAUGGGUAGAAAGGGGAACUUUGCUGCCGUAGAUCUUGGUGGAAGUGUUAUUACCGGUAUCCAUGCCAAUCCUCUGGGAGUUUUGGCUAGGCAACUUUCCAUACCUCUUCACAAGGUUAGAGAUAAAUGCCCUUUGUACAAGCCUGAUGGGGCACCUGUUGAUGAGGAAAUUGAUACCAAGGUUGAACUCAUCUUUAAUAAACUACUCGAUAAAGUCACCCAAUUGAGACAAAUGAUGGGUGGAUUUGCAAAUAAUAUUUCUCUGGGUUCAGUUUUGGAGACACUUAGACAACUGUAUGCUGUGGCUGGAAGUACUGACGAAAGACAACUCCUAGAUUGGCAUUUUGCAAACUUGGAAUAUGCAAAUGCUGGAUGCCUUACAAAUCUUUCUGCUGCCUACUGGGAUCAGGAUGAUCCUUAUGAAAUGGGUGGGGAUCAUUGCUUUCUUGCUGGUGGAAAUUGGAGAUUAGUAAAAGCAUUAUGUGAAGGAGUUCCUAUUUUCUAUGGGAAAACUGUUCGGACCAUUAGGUAUGGGAGUGAAGGUGUUGAGGUGAUUGCGGGGGAGCAAAUGUUCCAAGCAGAUAUGGUCCUGUGCACUGUUCCACUAGGGGUCCUAAAGAAAAGGACAAUCCGAUUUGAACCAGAAUUACCUGAAAAAAAGCUUGCUGCAAUUGAUAGACUGGGAUUUGGAUUACUGAACAAGGUUGCAAUGGUAUUCCCUCAUGCUUUUUGGGGAGAAGACCUGGACACGUUUGGCUGUCUCAGCAAGUACAGCCAUACAAGGGGAGAAUUCUUUUUGUUUUAUAGUUACCAUACUGUUUCUGGCGGUCCAGCACUUGUUGCACUGGUAGCUGGGGAAGCUGCACAAUAUUUUGAAUACAGGGAUCCAUCCACCUUGCUUCAUCAAGUUUUAAGCAUCCUCAAAGGUACUGCACAUGUUUAG
Messenger RNA from Ilex paraguariensis (yerba mate), 1584 nucleotides. NCBI's taxonomy places the organism in Eukaryota, Viridiplantae, Streptophyta, Magnoliopsida, Aquifoliales, Aquifoliaceae. The record is from the annotation of a GenBank genome assembly.